GGCGCGCCCCCACCUGGCAGCCGCCGCCACAAAGUCUCAAGCUGCACAUUUUCAAGUCAAAGUCUUCGCUCUCCUUUCUCCUUCCCCACCGUUUUAAGCCCUCUUGUCUGCGUUCUCUCAAUCUCUUCACAACCAUCAAUCCACGGAUUAUACCCAGAAAAGGGAAGAAAUGAUCCUCCAAAUCCAACCCAGAUCACUCUUCCUUGUUGUUUUUCUGUUAGUGGCAGCAAAAGCAUCAGAAGCAGCAGGCACAAUCGCACCAGGCUCAACCCUCGACGCCUCCAACGAGAACCAGGCGACGUGGUCCUCCCCAAGCUCCACCUUCUCCUUAGGCUUCAUCUCCACUGGCCUCCCCAACUCCUUCAUCGCCGCCAUCUCCUACUCCGGCGGCGUCCCCAUCUGGACAGCGGGCUCCACCCCAGUGGACUCCGCGGCCUCCCUCCAGUUCCUCCCCUCUGGCGCCCUCCGCCUCGUCAACGGCGACGGAAAUACCGUCUGGGACUCAGGCACCGCCGGAAAAGGCGUCUCCUCCGCCUCACUCGAGGACACCGGCAAACUCUCCCUCCUCCGAAACGACACCGUCGUCUGGUCCUCCUUCGACAACCCCACCGAUACGGUCGUGCCGUCCCAGAACUUCACCACCGGUAAGGUUCUGCGAUCUGGGUUGUACUCCUUUCGUCUUAUUAGUUCUGGGAAUCUCACGCUUAGUUGGAACGAUAGUGUUGUGUAUUUCACUCAGGGUUUGAAUUCCUCGUAUGAUGUCAAUAUGACUUCCCCGAGUUUGGGAAUACAGAACAUUGGGAUUCUGUCGAUUUUCGAUUCCAAUUUGUCUGGUGGGGGUAUCAUGGCUUACAGCAAUGAUUAUGCCGAGAAUAGGGACACACUGAGGUAUUUGAAGUUGGGCGGUGAUGGGAAUUUGAGGAUACUUAGCUCUGAUCGUGGGAGUGGGACUGAAAUUGCGAGAUGGGCAGCUGUUGAGGAUCAAUGUGAGGUUUUUGGGUACUGUGGGAAUAUGGGAAUUUGUAGUUACAAUGAUACGGACCCGAUUUGCGGGUGCCCAUCUCAGAAUUUCGAGCUCGUUGAUCCAAAAGAUGGUAGGAAAGGGUGUAAGAGGAAGGUGGAGACUGUGAAUUGUCCAGGGAAUCCGACUAUGUUGGAUAUGGAAAAUACACAGUUCCUAACAUACCCUCCGGAGACAGAGUCGCAGAUUUUCUUUGUGGGUAUAUCCGCAUGUCGGUCGAAUUGUCUUGUGAAUCCUAGUUGCGAUGCUUCAACUUCGUUGUCAGAUGGGACGGGGUUGUGUUAUUUCAAGACUCCAGGUUUUAUUAGUGGCUAUCAGAGUCCGGCGCUGCCGAGCAGUUCAUACAUCAAGGUUUGCUCACCGGUGGAUCCAAACCCGUCACCUAAUGCCCAGCUUUCUGGGAAGGGCGGCGGUUGGAGGAUGCAUCCGUGGGUUGUAGCUGUUGUGGUUAUAGGCACCAUUUUGGGUUUGGUUGCCCUGGAGGGUAGUUUGUGGUGGUGGUGUUGUAGAAACAGCCCCAAGUUCGGAGUAUUGUCAGCUCACUAUGCCCUUCUUGAGUAUGCUUCUGGUGCUCCAGUCCAGUUCACAUAUAAGGAGCUCCAGCGCUCAACCAAGGGAUUCAAGGAGAAGCUUGGAACUGGAGGAUUUGGUGCUGUGUACAAAGGGAUUCUUACUAAUAGAACGGUUGCUGCAGUGAAGCAACUUGAGGGAAUUGAACAGGGGGAAAAACAGUUUAGAAUGGAGGUUGCGACUAUAAGUAGCACCCAUCAUUUGAAUUUGGUGAGAUUGAUUGGUUUUUGCUCCGAAGGGCGCCAUAGGCUUCUAGUAUACGAGUUCAUGAAAAACGGGUCUCUUGAUCAUUUCCUUUUCGUAUCAGAAGGCCAGUCAGAAAAAAUCUUGAAUUGGGAAUACCGGUUCAACAUUGCCCUUGGUACUGCAAGGGGGAUGACAUACCUGCACGAGGAGUGUCGGGACUGCAUCGUCCACUGUGAUAUAAAGCCAGAAAACAUUCUCUUGGAUGAGAACUAUGCUGCCAAAGUCUCAGAUUUUGGUCUUGCCAAGCUGAUUAAUCCAAAGGACCAUAGAUACCGAACCUUGACAAGCGUCAGAGGUACAAGAGGAUAUUUGGCACCAGAAUGGCUGGCAAAUCUUCCAAUAACUUCAAAAUCUGAUGUUUAUGGUUAUGGUAUGGUUCUUUUGGAGAUAGUGAGUGGGAGACGUAAUUUCGAAGUAUCUGCAGAAACCCGUAGGCAAAAGUUCUGUGUGUGGGCUUAUGAAGAGUUUGAGAAGGGUAAUAUCAAGGCAAUUCUUGACCGGAGGCUUGAUGACCAAGAGGUUGAUAUGGAGCAAGUGGUGAGGGCAAUUAAAGUCAGCUUUUGGUGCAUCCAGGAGCAACCGUCACACAGACCAAUGAUGAGCAAAGUGGUGCAGAUGUUAGAAGGGAUUACAGAGAUUGAGAGGCCACCUGCUCCUAAGGGCUUGACUGAAGGGUCCAUUAAUGGAAGCAGCAUGAAUGUGAGCAGCAACAUUAGCGCUUUCUCCACCACUGCAGCUUCAGCCCCAGCUCUCUCUUCCUCUUCAUCAUUCCAAGCCGCAGGAGUUUCACUUUAUGCUUCAGGGAAGAAUGUAGAGAGGGCAUCGUCAUCCCUUUUACAAUCAUACCCAGAGGGCCAGAGUCAAGUUUAGUUGCAUGCUUAUAUUUUUACUCGCAAACCGCAUUUGAGUUCUCAAUUUUCUCAUCCAGAUUUGACCAUAGAAAAGCUUGAAAGAGGUAAGGUUCUGUGGUCCAAGUACCAUUACAUGAUAUUGGUAUAUUAUCUUGUAGAAAUUGUUACAACCAUAGUAUAUAUAAUGUUCUUAUCCUCUUUGCAAGAACGGAUGACCAAUUUGUAUAGGUUCAAUUUGAGUUGAUCCAUUGAAUGUGUAAAUUAAUCGUGAGAAGAACCAUUGUAUGCAAUACAUUUUUCUUCCCA
Messenger RNA from Corylus avellana, 2994 nucleotides. RefSeq names its product lectin protein kinase family protein. Gene Ontology annotation, molecular function: ATP binding; protein serine/threonine kinase activity. Gene Ontology annotation, biological process: recognition of pollen; protein phosphorylation. The record is from RefSeq and is a predicted model, not a curated record. Lineage: Eukaryota; Viridiplantae; Streptophyta; Magnoliopsida; Fagales; Betulaceae.